Cucurbita maxima (winter squash) is the source of this 1029-nucleotide messenger RNA. RefSeq lists its product as uncharacterized. Bases 1 to 1029 code for a protein of 342 amino acids. The record is from RefSeq and is a predicted model, not a curated record. NCBI's taxonomy places the organism in Eukaryota, Viridiplantae, Streptophyta, Magnoliopsida, Cucurbitales, Cucurbitaceae. The transcript has 3 exons.
AUGGAGAACAUAAUGGGACAAAUACCACUACCACGAUUGACGGAGACGAACUACGAGAAUUGGAGCAUCCAAAUGAAAGCUCUUCUCGGUUUGCAAGACGCAUGGGAGGUGGUCGAAGAAGGUUUCGAAGAACCGAAGAAUACCACGGGUUAUACGGCGGCGCAAAGAAAGGAGCUAAAAGAAUUACGGUCAAAGGAUAAGGCAACAUUAUACAUGCUGUUCUGGGCUAUUGAAGAGUCAGGCUUUGAGAAGAUUGAAAGGGCAACUACUUCAAAAGAAACGGCGGACACUCUAGAAAAUGUGUUCAAAGGAACCGAUCGAGUCAAGCAGGUGCGUCUCCAAACUCUGCAUGGCGAUGGCAAAUCAGCUAAAUCAAAACGGAGAAAUGUUACCCGAGACACGGGUUGUGGAGAAAAUCUUGAGGUCGUUAACAGACAACUUCGAGAAUGUCGUAUGUGCAUAGAAGAGUCAAAGGACCUGACAAAGUUCACAGUUGAUGAGCUUGCCGGUUCUCUCGAGGCACACGAGCAACGCAAGAAAAAGGAGGAGCCACUCAAUCAAGCGCUUCAGACGAAGGCAUCAAUAAAGGAUGAAAAGCACUCUACUCUAAAAAUUUUUGAGGUAGAGGUUGUGGAAGUCACGGGAAUGGUCGAGGUGGUCAAGGUAACAGUUAUGAAAAAAUCUAUAAUGAGAAGAGACUAUCGAGCCAAGCUAAUUAGCAUGGAAGAGGACGCAGUCGAGGAAGAAGACGCCGAUCAAACAUUCACAUGUCGAGCCGAAAAAAGGGUGGAAGGAACAACCAAUAUAGCCGUGGAAGACGUAACAGAUGAAGGUCUUCUCUUGAUGGCUCAAGAUGAAGAAAACAUCAAUAACGACACUCUGUGGUACCUCGACUCAGGAGCAAGCAACCAUAUGUAUGGUCGCGAGCUCCUAUUCAAAGAAAUGCAAAAGAUUGAAGAUGGUCAUUUGUCAUUUGGAGAUGCGUUGAAGGUGGAGGUACGAUACGCUUCUUGCAAAAGGAUGGUGUGA